Molecule: messenger RNA, 2391 nt
Organism: Abrus precatorius (Indian licorice)
Lineage: Eukaryota; Viridiplantae; Streptophyta; Magnoliopsida; Fabales; Fabaceae
Product: pyruvate dehydrogenase E1 component subunit alpha-3, chloroplastic-like
Exons: 3
Coding region: 204-1316 (370 amino acids)
Biological process (GO): pyruvate decarboxylation to acetyl-CoA
Cellular component (GO): intracellular membrane-bounded organelle
Molecular function (GO): pyruvate dehydrogenase (acetyl-transferring) activity
Source: RefSeq, a predicted model, not a curated record
AAUUGCACAUAGACAUUAACAUAGGCAAACACCCCCCAACAGCAAAGACGGUUAUCUCCAAGCCUCACUACCUCGUUUUCUCCGUCCCUUCACUUGUCUUUGUUUCUGCUUCUUAUAAACACAUCAUUUUUGUGUUCCUCUUCCCUUUAAUUCAUCACAUAACACUAAAAACAUUUGGCUUUUUGUUGCAGUCAGAAAAGAGAAUGUCUUUCACUGCAACAAAGUUUGCACACUCUCCUCUCCCUCUCAAUUCCACCAGUCCCAGAUCCAAUGACAAGCCUCUCUCUUUCUCUUUUGAUCACUCCAAACCCAACCCUUCUUCUUCUUUCCUUGGAUCCACUCGCAAGCUUCUUCGCUUCAAUGCUCUCUCUAAGCCCCAUGCUGCCCCUCGCUCAUCAUCAUCAUCUGUUGCUGCUGUUCUUCUUGAACAAACCUCUAAUUUGCUUGUUACUAAAGAGGAAGGGUUGGAGCUCUAUGAAGACAUGAUAUUAGGGAGGGCCUUCGAAGACAAGUGUGCUGAGAUGUAUUAUAGGGGGAAAAUGUUUGGUUUUGUUCACUUGUACAAUGGCCAAGAGGCUGUGUCAACUGGGUUCAUCAAGCUUCUGAAGAAAGAAGAUUAUGUUGUGAGCACCUACAGGGACCAUGUUCAUGCAUUGAGUAAGGGGGUCCCGUCUCGGGCUGUGAUGAGUGAACUGUUUGGGAAGGCGACGGGAUGCUGCCGAGGUCAGGGUGGUUCGAUGCAUAUGUUCUCAAAAGAGCACAACGUGCUUGGUGGGUUUGCAUUCAUUGGUGAAGGAAUUCCGGUUGCAAUCGGGGCAGCAUUUUCCAGUAAGUACAGAAGAGAGGCAUUAAAUCAGGCAGAUGCUGAUCAGGUGACAUUGGCAUUUUUUGGAGACGGGACUUGUAAUAAUGGGCAGUUCUAUGAAUGCCUAAACAUGGCAGCCCUGUGGAAAUUGCCAAUUGUGUUUGUGGUGGAGAAUAAUUUGUGGGCUAUUGGGAUGUCACAUCUUAGGGCAACUUCAGAUCCUCAGAUAUGGAAGAAAGGGCCAGCAUUUGGAAUGCCAGGGAUCCACGUCGAUGGGAUGGAUGUUUUGAAGGUCAGAGAGGUGGCACAGGAGGCAAUUGGAAGGGCUAGAAGAGGAGAGGGACCAACUCUAGUGGAAUGUGAGACCUAUAGAUUUAGAGGACACUCAUUGGCUGACCCUGAUGAGCUUCGUGACCCCGGUAGAGUUGAUGAGAAGAUUAUUGCUGUUAUUAACCUGGCCGAGAGUAAAUGUCUUGAUUUGAAGGAGAGAAUUCUUGUGAAUGCUGAGUAAAUUCAUACAAGGAUCUGUAUAGCCCACCUGAAGUUAUGUAAAUUAUGGUUUGAUUAGAUUUUCGCUUACCCAAAAAUUGGACGAUCAACUCAUUUAAUAUACUCAUUCCAUGUAUUCCAUCUCUAGCACUGCUUCAUUUAUGGUACUGAGCACAUAAGAUUUUUCCUUAGUUCUUUGUUAUCAUGCUUUUCUUCAAUAAAAAGUAUUUUGGAAAAUGAAAAGUAUAAUAAAACUAAAGAAAUAAAUCAACCAACCUUAUAUAGCAAGGGUUUUGUAACUAAGGGUUUCACUCGCCACAUCCAGUCUGAUUAGUUUGAGCCUUUAUAAUCCAACUCCACAUUUCAUGGUGUUAGCAGAUGAGUACCCAAUGUUCAUUUUGAUAGUUUGGGACCAUGUUAUUCAAAUUACCCUUUUAAUAUGCUCUCCUAAUUAAUAACUAUGUUCCUUUCUUAUGUAUGACUAUUAGCUAUGAAUUAUUUUUAGUCAUUUGUACAAGAUGGAGACUUACUUUUGUGUAUGUGUUGCUAAUAAUAAUUAGUAAUCAUAAUGUGUUUCGUCUUUGGCAGCUGAGAAAGAACAUUAUGCCGGUAGGGACCCCAUCACUGCAUUGAAGAAAUACCUUAUUGAGAACAAUUUAGCCAAUGAACAAGAAUUGAAGGCCAUAGAGAAGAAAAUCGACGAGGUCCUCGAGGACGCCGUUGAGUUUGCAGAUGAGAGCCCUCUUCCACCACGCAGCCAGCUUCUGGAGAAUGUGUUUGCUGAUCCAAAAGGUUUUGGAAUUGGACCAGAUGGCAGGUAUAGAUGUGAGGAUCCAAAAUUCACCGAAGGCACAGCUCAUGUCUAAUCCUUUCUUACUUGGAACUUUCAGUUUUGUAUUAAUGUUCUUUUCAUUUGCUUAUUAGUGAUCAAAUGUUACUCACACAAUGCAUCAUUACCAUGUCUAAUAUAUAAUAUAAACAGGACUUUUUCUUUGGGUUGAAAAUUUGGUUUUAUGUGUCUUAUAUUUAUCAUUGUUUGUGGAACUUGUGUCAAGAUUGACAUCUUCAAAGUUUGAUUGUAGCCUCUACGAACGGUG